UAUAAGUUUCUGUUUUAAAAAAUUAGUAGCGUAUUCGACUAUUCAAAUCCAAUUUACGCGAUAUCGUAGAAAUCUUCGUUUCGUGGCUCAAUAAUUAAGUGGCAACAACUUAUACACAUCACAACAAAAAAUUAUUAUAAUUUUAUAUCAUAUGGCUACUCCAAAAUCCAAUCAAAAGGAAAGCUGCAAAGAAAUGUUUGGUUAAUUGUGUCGUAGCUGUUAGAAUUUUACAAUAUAAAAUAUGUUUUAUGCACAUUUAAUUUUGGCCAAGAAAGGCCCACUAGCAAGAGUGUGGUUGGCUGCACAUUGGGAUAAGAAAAUAACAAAGGCGCAUGUGUUUGAGACGAAUAUUGAGAAGUCCGUGGAGGGCAUAAUGCAACCAAAGGUAAAAUUGGCGCUUCGCACAUCGGGACAUUUACUAUUGGGCGUCGUUAGAAUUUAUUCAAGAAAAGCCAAAUAUUUGUUAGCGGAUUGUAAUGAAGCGUUUGUUAAGAUUAAAAUGGCCUUUAGGCCGGGAAUGGUUGAUCUACCCGAAGGUCACAGAGAAGCGAAUGUUAACGCAAUUACUCUACCAGAAGUAUUUCAUGACUUCGAUACAGCGUUGCCCGAGUUGAAUGACAUUGAUAUUGAGGCACAAUUUGCUAUAAAUCAAUCCCGAGCUGAUGAGAUCACUAUGCGCGAAGACUAUGGCGGAAGUUUGUCGCUUUCCAUCCACGACGACGGCUUUGGCGAUAUGGGCUUUGAAGGUGAUACUCCUGAUUUGAUUCGUGGUCCGAUUGAUGCAAAUAUAGACGACCAGCUUUUCGGAGAUGGCGGCAUGGCAGACGUUACUCUAGUAGAUGAACCUAAGAUAACUUUGAACGACUCAGACUUGGCCAAUUCCCGUUUGGACGGGGAUGGUUUUGGAGAUGAAUUUGGACAACCUGAACUUUUUGAAGACGAUCUAUUUGCAGAGCCUCCAUUAGACACCAGCGAUAAUAACCUGAAAGCUGCUAUAGGUGCCGCGCAAGAGUCAGAUGACGAUGGUAUGGAUCAUAUGGAUAUUAGACCGCCAUCAGUGGCAUCAAGUUGUGAACAUGUUUCUGAGGUACAUGAAAUUGAGAAAGAAACUCGUAAAGAAGAAGAAGCCAAUGAGGCUAUAGACAAUGCGAAAGAAGAUGAAAAUCCUUUAGAUCAAUCAACUUUGCUGCAAAAUGAAGACGAGAGCUUCGCUCUGGCUCCUGUAGAUGCUUCUGCUUACAAAGGUGUGACGAAAGCUAAACGCAAACGUAAACUUAUUGUAGACGAAGUUAAAAACAUAUCCGGCGAGGAAAUGAAGGCGCAACUUGCAAACACUUCCGAUAUUGUGACGACAUUAGAUUUGGCUCCACCAACAAAGAGAUUGACUUAUUGGAAAGAAACUGGUGGUGUGGAAAAACUAUUUUCUCUACCGUCUCGAACUAUACCAGCACGCGCGCUAUUUACGAACUAUCAUCGUCAUUUACAAUCACGCAAUUCGGCACUGGAAGAUUUCUCCAUACUUGGACCAUCAGAUUUAUUGGCUAUAGAGCAUAUACAAAAUGAGAAUGAUGCAAAUAUAAUUAAUAGCAAACGUGGGCGCAAACGAAAACAUGAAAUACCAGCCGUACAACAGAAUAUGGUGGACGUUACAGCACAGAGUCUUGCAGCACCCGAACCUGUACGCGAACACGAACAGAGUGCCGCUCAAGCUCAGUUCUCUUUGACCGACAAUUUAUUACCGCCCGCAGAGAACUUAUUGUUUGAUAAUAUGCGCAGUCCCAGUCGUAUGUUGAGUAUGACUGAUAUAAAUGGUCUAGACAAUUUAACGGCACUCCAUGAUUUACCUCUGACGCCGGGUAAUAUUCAUCAGGGCAUUGAUGCAUCCGAUGACUUCAAUCAUGGUGAUGCGACACCGGCAGGACUACAUCAUGGAUAUCAAACUCCUCAUCAUUCCGGUAUUGAAAACAUAGAGAACCUACCCAAUCUACCGCCGGAUCAAGUGUCGUCUAUAUUGCAAGAAGCUGAAAACAUGCCAAUUAUACAACAAGAAGCGCAACCAAACAAAACACAACGCACCAGUGAUAUAUCAACUGAUUGGAAUGAUUACGACUUACCACCACCACCGCCACACCCAGCUGAAGAGCAAUUGGAGAAUGAAACCGAUGAACAAUUUGAAGAGCGUGUACUCAAUAAGAGAGCUGCCCAAUUAUUCUACACGGUCAAGUCGCGUUUACUCAAGCAGGAUUGCCUAAUAUUGUCAGCAUUAACUGUAAACAAUACCAGGAAGCAGGCGGCUCAGAAAUUUUAUUCGCUACUUGUGCUAAAAAAGUUUCGAGCACUCAACAUUCAACAGACUCAGCCAUAUUCAGAUAUAGAGAUAUCACGAGGACCAAUGUUUGAAAAUCCGAAAUUAUAAAGCAUGCACACAUUUAUUUUCAUUAUGAUUAUUAUUAUUAUUAUUAUGUAUACUUUAUGUAACGAAUUCAAAUUCGGUUUUAAAUCGUAAUUUUCAGUAUGUAAAUAAUAAAUUAUUUUUAUAUAAAUAAAUAUUAUUGUAUAAAAAUUUAA
Rhagoletis pomonella (apple maggot) is the source of this 2568-nucleotide messenger RNA. RefSeq names its product double-strand-break repair protein rad21 homolog (gene vtd). The transcript has a single exon. Gene Ontology annotation, biological process: synaptonemal complex assembly; replication-born double-strand break repair via sister chromatid exchange; mitotic sister chromatid cohesion. Gene Ontology annotation, molecular function: chromatin binding; protein binding. Lineage: Eukaryota; Metazoa; Arthropoda; Insecta; Diptera; Tephritidae. The record is from RefSeq and is a predicted model, not a curated record. Gene Ontology annotation, cellular component: cohesin complex; synaptonemal complex. Bases 242 to 2416 code for a protein of 724 amino acids.